This is a messenger RNA of Procambarus clarkii (red swamp crayfish), 887 nucleotides long. The record is from RefSeq and is a predicted model, not a curated record. NCBI's taxonomy places the organism in Eukaryota, Metazoa, Arthropoda, Malacostraca, Decapoda, Cambaridae.
UUAACGUAACUGCUCUAGCCUUCGAGCCCAUCUGGAUGGUGGUGGAGGAGAGGGCAGCGGACGGCAGCAAGGUCUCCCGCACCACGGGACGGGACUACAUCAUCCUGGAGACCAUUGCUGGGGCUCUCAACUUCACCUUCAGGGCCAUCCCUCCAACUAACAGUAAUGAUAUCAUGCAAGACGUAAGGACGCGGGUGUCCUUCUUGAGGUCGACGAAGGUGGCGCUGUUGUCCCUCCUCGCACAAAACCAUGACUCCACCUUCAUGAUCGAGGAAGCCACACUGACCUUCGCCAUGGCCAAGCCCCUGCUGCCACCUCGCUGGCAGAGCCUCUACCACCCCUUCAGCGGCCAGGUGUGGGCGGCUGUGGUCGGCCUUCUCUUCCUAGUCCCGCCCACUCUCCUGCUGGUUGCUCGCUCGGAGGCGACCAUCACCCCAGAGGAAGGAGAAGGACGGAGUCCCCCAGGACCCUUGCUGGUGACGCAGGACGUGGUGGGGACGCUUCUGGGGCAGGAUUUCACUAGACGCCUCCCCAGCAGGAGCUCCACACAGAUUGUGGUGGGAGCGUGGCUGGUGUUGGCCUUCAUCGUGGGCACGGCUUACCGGGGCAACCUUACUGCCUUCCUCACUGUGCUCAAGUACCCGCCCAGACCAGAGAACCUCGAGCAGCUCAUACAGACAGAUGCAAGGGUGGCGAUGCAUCCCGACAUCUACCUCUACUUCUAUAACUUCUACAAGCAGUCCAACUCUACCUUGUUCAGGGCCGUGGCUGCCCGCACCUACGUUGCCGCCUCCCACGCCGACGGACUCCAACAAGCCAUCAAGGAAAAAGUUCUUAUGGAGGAAAUUCAAAUAUUGUCAGAUCCAGUUAAAGACCAAAAUGAGUAA